Molecule: messenger RNA, 2458 nt
Organism: Argiope bruennichi
Lineage: Eukaryota; Metazoa; Arthropoda; Arachnida; Araneae; Araneidae
Product: protein Wnt-7b-like
Exons: 4
Coding region: 188-1294 (368 amino acids)
Biological process (GO): cell fate commitment; multicellular organism development; positive regulation of JNK cascade
Cellular component (GO): extracellular region
Molecular function (GO): frizzled binding; cytokine activity
Source: RefSeq, a predicted model, not a curated record
GCUGUAUCGUCCGUCGUCUGCAUCCAAAGGGUGGUCGAGACGAGUCGCGCGUGCACCUUUGAGGUUACCUGAGGUUGUCCUUUCCUUAUCAGCCCUCUCAACCUCUUGGUCUUUCAUCAUCGGGUCGGAUAUCCUACGAAGCGGCCGCCGAGCGACGGCGAAUCGGGAGGAUGCGGCAACGUCGGCGAUGACCAUGCAUCGCCGAUCGCUGACCACCGGUCUUCUGUCGCAUUUGUACAGCGUGCUCUUGCUGUUCCUGAUUCUCAACGCCACCGAUCACCUCAGGGUGAUGACGACAGCCGCAGCUUUCACGGCCAGUAUAAUCUGUAGUAAGAUCCCCGGUCUGACACCAGCCCAACAGAAAAUGUGCCAGGAUCGUCCUGACCUCAUAGUUGCAAUAGGCGAUGGCGCAAGAAUGGGUAUUGCUGAAUGCCAAAAGCAGUUCCGGUACAAGCGCUGGAAUUGCACAGCCAUUGGAAGUUCCUACGUCUUCGGACACGUUGUAGUGAUUGGUAGCCGGGAGGCGUCGUACACGUACGCCGUGACGUCUGCGGGCGUGACAUACGCCAUCACGCAGUCGUGCAGCCGGGGCAGCCUGUGGCAGUGCGGGUGCGACACGAGCCGAGACGGCCUGGUGGACCCCAAGGGCGGCUGGAAGUGGGGCGGAUGCAGUGCCGACGUCCGCCACGGCAUGAAGAUGAGCAGGCAGUUCAUGGACGCCCGUGAGAUCGAAGGGGACGAGAGGUCCCUCAUGAACCUGCACAACAACAGGGCAGGCCGGAAGGCAGUCCUCAAUACAGUGCAGACAGAGUGCAAGUGCCACGGAGUUUCAGGCUCUUGCACCAUGAAGACAUGUUGGAACACACUGCCCCCUUUCGGCAAAACCGGAGACUAUUUAAUGCGCAGGUACCACGAAGCCAAAAGAGUGUUCGCCCGCUGGGGAACAAACACCAAAUACACCCUCGCCCAACUGCGGCGGAACAGGCCCUUGUACUUAAGGACUCGAAACACAAAGAGGCCGCACAGGAAGCCCAGGCCGAGGGACCUGGUGUACCUGGAUAAGUCUCCCAAUUACUGCGAGGCGGAUCCUCUGAAAGGAUCGCCCGGCACCGCGGGCAGGCACUGCAACAGAACUUCCAAAGGCACGGACGGUUGUGAUCUUAUGUGCUGCGGCAGAGGUUAUAACACACACCAGUACGAGAGGACUGCUCAGUGCAACUGCAAAUUCCACUGGUGUUGUUACGUCGAUUGCCAACUGUGUACAGAAAGGACAGAGAUAUACUCCUGCAAGUGAUUUGCGGACAUUUCUUGUGGUGCUUCCUGAGUUAGGAGAGAAAUGGACAUAAAAAUGUGGGAGUCAUCAGGCUUGGAACAGAAAGAAGCCGGAAGUGUAAAAAGCCUUAAGGCUGUUCAUGUGUAUAUUUGAAAAGUAAUUACUGUUAAUGUGUGAAUAAUUUAAUGAAAUGCUUGUCUUCUGACUUUGCAACUUUGUAGUCAUACACCAUCAUACAGAAUUGAUUCAAAAAUUAUGUUUGAUUCAGAUUCAAUUCUUAAAAAUAUAUCUGAAAAUAAAUUACAAAAAAUUACAAAUCAGUGGAAGUGUUUCCCCUUCAAUUUGUUUGAUAUACUUACGCGUAAUGAAUAGUUUCACUUCAGCGAAGAAAAUCGAAUAGAUACAUUUUGAACGUCUCCCUAUUGACUGAUUGAGUUCAAAAUUUGAUAGAGAAUUGCGAAUUUGGUUCAAGUCUACAUAUCAGAUUUCACUUUUCUUGCUAACUGCGUUCUUAAAUAACAGCAAUUCACUUUCUCACGAAUCAAAAGACAGUGGACACUAAAAAUUUCGCAAAUUUGUUUGGAUCAACGAUUCUUUUGAGAGGAUCAUAUGACAGAUUUCAACUGCCAAUCUUUUGCGUUUUUUGAGCUAUAGAGAUCAGAUUUGUCUUUGAUAGAUUUCAUCCCAAAUUGAUAGGGAUCAACGAUUUUGAUGUAAAUACCGUAUGUAAAAUUUCAUUUUUGUAAAUCUUAUUAUUUUUUAGUUAUCGUGUUAUAAAUAUAAUUCCAAAUAAAACAUAUAAUUUUCCAGACAUAUAAAUAUAAUUCCAAAACUUUAUUUUUCAAUAUGAUCUAAAUUGUGGAAACUCAUGCAAAUUUUGAGAACAAAUUCUUUGAUGAAUACAGUAUUCUCUUUAUUUUCAAGGAAAUAAAUACUUAUACUGAUUGUAGAAGUUGUAAUUAUAAUCGUUUAUAAUCUGGGAAUGCAAUUUAUUAUUCUUUUUUUUAUAAUAAUAUUCACAAUAAAUUAAUUUUAUAACAAAUAUCGGCCACCCUGGUGGGUACACAAAAAGGUGCGGGAUCUGGCUCCUCCCAUCGAUGACGGGACGUACUUCCUUCUGGAAGGGUUGUACCGUGGCCGGUGAUGGCCCUUAGGACUCAACCACAGUUCCCGUCAAUGUUCUGU